UUUUUUCAUUCAAAGCUCAGCUUCAGAGGUGAAACCAGCAAUUUAUAUAAUCUUCUUGAUUCUUGGCUGCUAACAGUGAGAGCAAUGCCUCCUUUCAAUGACACCAAUCGAGAGCUGUUUCCUAUGAAUUUUACGAGCUUACUCUGGGAAGAAAUGGAGACCAUGACAACAGAGUCCGAUUACUUCAGUCCUGACUAUGAUCUGUACACCCAGCAGUGUCAAUUGGAGUCAUUCCGUAAUUUCCGCACCUGGUUUAUGCCCGUUUUCUACUCCGUAAUCUGCUUCUUCGGGUUUGUGGGAAACCUCCUGGUAAUCCUCACCUUCUACUACUUCAAGCGUCUGAAGACCAUGACUGACGUGUACCUGCUGAACCUGUCCUUCGCCGACCUGCUCGUAGCCCUGUCCUUGCCUCUCUGGGCUUCCAACGCGAUGACAAAGUGGGUGUUGGGGCUGGCUGCGUGCAAAAUGAUGUACACCGUCUACAAGGUCAGCUUCUACAGCGGCAUGUUCCUCCUCACCUGCAUCAGCAUGGACAGGUACUUCGCCAUCGCCAAGGCGGUCUCCGCCCACCGUCACCGCUCCCGGGCCGUCUUCUGGAGCAAGGCUUCCUCCGUGGGGAUCUGGCUCCUGGCUCUGCUCUGCUCCGUGCCCGAGAUGAAUUACACCCACAUCAACAACAACACCUGCACCCCCUACGCCGUGAACUCAGACAACCUCCGCGUGGGCAUCCAGGUCAGCCAGAUGGUCCUGGGCUUCGGCGUGCCCUUCCUGGUCAUGGGCUUCUGCUAUUACUCCAUCGUUCGGACCCUGUGGCAGGCCCGGAGCUUCGAGAAGAACAAGGCGAUCAAGGUCAUCUUUGCGGUGGUCGCUGUCUUCCUGCUCUGCCAGCUGCCUUACAACUUGGUCCUCGUGCUGACCACCCUGGACACGGUCAACGGGGGCACAAAGAACUGCCGCUACUUCAACAGCCUGAUCUUUGCCUCCGACGUCACCCAGUGCAUGGCGUUCCUGAGGUGCUCCCUGAACCCCUUCGUGUACGCCUUCAUCGGGGUCAAGUUCCGCCAUGACCUUAUGAAGCUGCUCAAGGAUUUGGGCUGCAUCAGCCACGAGAGCUUCUACAAGUACACCUGCCAUCGGAGGAGGAGCUCAGCGGCCACGGACACUGAGACCACCACCACCUUCUCACCCUGAAGCGGGCGGACGCCAAUGUAUUCGCUUUUACUAUGACCAUCUUACGACACAAACAUGUGCUGUCGGACAGCUUUUAGAACUCGUUUCCCCGAGUAGACUGCAGCAUACAUGUUUACUUGUUUGUUGAUGUACAUUUUUGAAUGGGGGGGGAAAAAAGAAAAUAAUUUGUAUCCUCACCUUUCUUUUUGUACAGUCAGGAGGUUCGGUUGUUUCUAGGCUGUACUUGCUAUAUUGUUAUAACUGACUACAUGGUAACAUGAUAACCACAAGUACAUUUUGGAAUAUUGUAAUUGCUACACUUGUUUCUUCUGUUAUAUUUUUUCCUACUUUCUUGUUUUGGUUUUGUAAAUAAAAAUAAAA
Messenger RNA from Osmerus eperlanus (European smelt), 1551 nucleotides. RefSeq names its product chemokine (C-C motif) receptor 7 (gene ccr7). The transcript is spliced from 3 exons. Lineage: Eukaryota; Metazoa; Chordata; Actinopteri; Osmeriformes; Osmeridae. Gene Ontology annotation, molecular function: chemokine (C-C motif) ligand 19 binding; C-C motif chemokine 19 receptor activity; chemokine (C-C motif) ligand 21 binding. Gene Ontology annotation, cellular component: membrane; external side of plasma membrane. Gene Ontology annotation, biological process: immune response; calcium-mediated signaling; cell chemotaxis. Bases 85 to 1191 code for a protein of 368 amino acids. The record is from RefSeq and is a predicted model, not a curated record.